ACGUAACUGUGGCACUUCUUGUUUCCUUACUCAGUUCUGGGAUUCAUGAACAAUAUUUAAGUUGCACGUUGAGCGCUAGGACUUAUAUAUCGAGCAAAUCACUGCAAGGCACGGGUUGCCAUCUUUCUCUUUCUGUUCGAACAAACAAACUACCAUCUGCAAGCAGUAACACCAUUCCUUUACUUAUGCCUCGACGUGCCCCUCCAACUGCUCUUCGCCUGGUGCCUGGGCCAGCACCCCCACGAAAUGCACCCAAGCAUACACUCCCGGCAGUGCCGCGACCGACUUUUUACCCGCCUCAUUCAGUCGGCAGGGGACCCAGCCCGCCAGCAAGUGGCCUGCCUGUGGCAUUGGCAUCAAAUUACUCAAAUUCAAGGCCGUCGAAUGUAGCACGGCGGUCAGAAUCUGUCAAAGUCCGGCGGGGCCCUUGGGAUCACUCGGGAAGUGUUCGUGUCCCCGUUGACGUAGAUCAUCUGUUACCCCUACCGAAACCAGUCGCAAUAGGCGCCAGCAGGCAAUAGAAUAUUAUAUUAUAUAUAUUUUGGAUGUUUUUGCACAUUCUUCGGUUCCCAUAUUUAGU
Molecule: messenger RNA, 580 nt
Organism: Desarmillaria tabescens
Lineage: Eukaryota; Fungi; Basidiomycota; Agaricomycetes; Agaricales; Physalacriaceae
Exons: 3
Coding region: 186-521 (111 amino acids)
Source: RefSeq, a predicted model, not a curated record